This is a messenger RNA of Megalobrama amblycephala (Wuchang bream), 3596 nucleotides long. Its product is annotated as guanylate-binding protein 6-like. The record is from RefSeq and is a predicted model, not a curated record. Lineage: Eukaryota; Metazoa; Chordata; Actinopteri; Cypriniformes; Xenocyprididae. The transcript has 10 exons. The coding region runs from base 154 to 2040 and encodes 628 amino acids. Gene Ontology annotation, molecular function: GTP binding; GTPase activity.
AGAUUAUGAGAGACCAGUAACAUCCACUGAAUCACUCUAGACCAGUAAGCAUCAAGAGGGUGGACCUACAGACUCUACAAAACUUAUGCAUCACAACUCAUCACAAGACUGAAGUGACCGAAGCAAAGCAAAAAGCUGUAUUCUCCAGUGAUCAUGGACAAACCAGUAUGCUUGAUUGACACGGAGUCAGAUGGGAAGCUGUGUGUGCAGCAGUCAGCUCUACAGAUCCUGCAGCAGAUCCAGCAGCCAGUGGUGGUGGUGGCCGUGGUGGGUCUCUACCGCACCGGGAAGUCCUACCUGAUGAAUCGCCUCGCAGGACAACAAACAGGGUUUGCAUUGGGCAGCACCAUCGAGUCCAAGACGAAGGGCAUCUGGAUGUGGUGUGUGGAUCACCCCACUAAAGCAGGAACCACUCUGGUGCUGCUGGACACUGAGGGACUCGGAGACGUGGACAAGGGAGACUCAAAGCAUGACACCAACAUCUUCUGUCUGGCUGUGUUACUGAGCAGCACUCUGGUCUACAACAGUCGAGGGACGAUUGACAACAGAGCUGUAGAGGAACUGCAAUACGUCACUGAACUAACAGAGUGCAUUAAAGUCAAAUCAUCAGAUGAGGAAGCUGACGAUUCAAGCGAGUUUGUGAAGUUCUUCCCUAGUUUCAUCUGGGCUGUGAGGGACUUCACUCUUGAGAGAAAGAUUGAUGGCAAAGAUGCAACAGAGGAUGAGUACCUAGAGUUUGCUCUGAAGCUGAAAUCUGGCAAAUCAAGAAAAGUGACGGAAUACAACUUGCCCAGGGAGUGCAUCCAAACAUUCUUCCCUUCCAGAACGUGCUUCACUUUCCCAUUCCCAACUGCCCCAGAGAAUUUGUCACGUUUGGAGAGCUUGGAUCCUGCUGACCUUUCCUCUGACUUCCGGGAGGUCACAGAUCGUUUCUGCACAUUCGUCUUUAACAAGAGUCAUGAGAAGAAGCUCAAAGAUGGAAUCAAAGUCACUGGCAGAGUUUUGGGUAACUUGGCAAAAACAUACGCGGACACCAUCUCCAGUGGGGCUGUGCCGUGUCUGGAGAAUGCUGUGAUUGCUAUGGCAAUGAUUGAGAAUGAGGCUGCAGUGAAGGAGGGGACUAAGGUUUACCAGAGUGGAAUGGAGAAGCUGAAGGACUCCUUCCCUCUGGAACUGAAAGAUGUGUCCUCAAAACACCAACAUCUCAGCAGCGUGGCGACACAAGCCUUCAUGAAGCGUUCCUUCAGGGACACUGAUGGGAACUACCUGAAAUCUCUAGAGGAAAAGGUUAAAGAACUCUUUGAUGGAUACCUGUGCCAAAACGAGCAAGCUUCAAAGACAAAAUGUGAGAAGCUCUUAUCAACACUCUCUGUAAAAAUGAUGGAAAAUCUCAAGAAGGGUUUCUAUACCAAACCUGGUGGCUUUGAUGUCUUCUGCAAGGAUCUGGAGGACAUUGUGAAGAAAUAUAACAGACAGGCCAAUAAAGAAGUCAAGGCUGAAGAGGUCCUAGAGGAGUUUCUGAAGCAGAAGUCUGAGGAAUCAGAAGCUAUUCUGCAGGCUGACAAAGAACUGACUGAGAAGGAGAAAAAGAUUAAGGAGGAAAUAGAGAAAGCAGCUCUCCUGCAUCAGGAAAUCAAAGCUAAAGAGGAGAAGCAGAGAAAACUCGAAGAGAAGAUGGAAGCAGAGAAACAGAGUAAUGAAGAGAGGAUGAGACAGGUGAAGGUGAAGAUGGAUGAGGAGCUGGGGCUCCAGAGAGAGGAGGCUGAGCGUGCCAUGGACAGUAAACUGAGGGAGCAGGCUGCUCUGUUGGAGAAGGGCUUUAAGGAUAAGGCAGACAUGAUGACCCAGGAGAUGGAAGAGUUCAAGAGACAGAAUGCUGAAUCUGAGCGUAACAGAGCUAGAGAGUUUAAAGAGAUGUUAGAGAACUCAAACAAGAGACAUGAGGAGACUAUGGCUAUGAUAAUGCAGCAACACAGAGAACAGAUGCAGGCCAUUCAGGAUAUGAAUGCAAGCUCUCCAGGUGGAUGUGGUAUCAUGUGAAAUGCUUUAAUUCUGUGAUCAUAAUGUAAUUACAGUAUAUGUAGUGCUACAAUAAAACACUAAUUGAUCUCAUUCUAUUUACACUUAAACCUUAGAAAGAGCUUGAUAUGAUGAAAUAGAAAAUUUCAAUUUCACUUCAGAAGCAUGUUUUGUAAUUAAUUAAUUAAUUAAUUAAUUAAUUACGUUUAAGAGUGUUAAUUAAUUAUAGACAGAGACAAAUAAGGUUAGUGAUUCAACUCUUUCUCUAGUAUUGCACUACAUAAAAGUGUAAAUAAAUAAAAAUAAAGUGUAAAAAAAAAAUGUGCGUGUGUAUGUAUGUGUUUUUUGUGCCAGACAAGUAAUUGAGACAAAUAAUGAGAUUUUAACAAACCACAGGAAGGCAUAAAAUUAUAACGUGUUUCACACUCAAUUUAAGAGAAAAAAGAGGAAAUUGGGAAAAAAGAGAAAAAAUGAUCAGAGUUGCAUAAUUGCAAUAAAUGUUUCAUGUGUAGCAUGAGGUGAGUUUCACAGGUAAGUAAACACUUCCAUUGUAUAGUCUUUUAGUCUCGCAACAACUAAGGCACUAGGUAAAUAACAUAAUUAAAAGGAUCAGGUGGGCAUAAACAUUCGUUGAGACAUCAUUUAAAGCAGAACAGCACCCGAGACACAGAACAAAAGCUGAGAUAAAUAUCUUGUGGUGAACAGAAAACUCAAGAAUCACAGAGUCCAGGGGUUCCCAAUUCCAGUUCUCACGUCUCCCAGCUCUGCACAGUCGCUCUUAUCUGACACACCUGAUUCAGAUCAUCAGCUCGUUAGAAGAGCUCCGUGAACUCCGGUGUGUCCCGAUUGACAGGGUCCAAACGCAGUGCUCACUGCUCUGCAGUACCACGUUGAUCUGCAGUUGUGGAUCUUUCAUGUGGAGAACUCUCCUCAUAUUAAUGCAGAAUGAUGCAUUUAAAAGUUAAUGGCCAAUUGGAUCUUUAUAAAAGUCCACAUUGGUAUUGCAAUGAAAUAUAACACGGAUAACAUUAAAUAAACAUUUUCUAUCAGGUUGAGCUGAUUAGUCACUCACAUACAUGAAAAUCCCUCACCUUUCGGUGAAAUUUGCCGUUUUGAAACAACCCUGCAAACACGUCCAGUUGGGGCCCACAUGGGCCUCGCUUGGGCUAGUUGGGCUUCGGCUGGGCAUGGGCUCAGAGUGGGCUUUGUUGUUGGGCCCCACAUGGGCAGUAGAUUGGCUAAAGGGCUCCAUUCAAAAUUGAUUGUGUCAGACAUGGAUGCUAUUUUUAACAAUAUAGGCUCUGGGCUAGGUCCACUUUUUAUACAAAUUUUAUUAGAUUACCUGCUGUCUGUAACUUUUUUUGUGUUUUAAGAUUUACAAAAAUUAUAUAAUGAGAAUGUACAACAUUCAUUUUCAAUCCAUCCAUCCAACAAUCCAUUUUCCUAACCGUGUUUACCCCGAAUCAUUAUACAUUUAUAAUAAGUGUUUAUAUUGGGACUAUUUCGGUCAAGUAGGAAUCGCUGCGGAUGGAGCAAAGUCCCUGCGUGACUCGUCAUAGACAUAAACAGGAGAAGUA